AAUAACUUGUGCUCCAACCAAAUGGCCCCCUAAAGGCGCCAGAGCACUGUAAUGCAUUCAGGUUGCAGGUUCGUGUUUUACUGUUUGUGAUUUUUACUUAGUCUGCAUUUCGCCAUUUUCAAGCUGGGUAAGGCACGUUCAAGGAAUACUGUGGAGAUGAAUACAACGCUUGUAAGCGAUUUAUCAGACGUGGAAAAUCUUUGCCCGUCGCUGAAUCUACAUUUAAAGCCGUACGCUAAAGUUAAUGUCUGCGUUGCGUUGCCGCAAAUGAAGGUUGUUGGACAGACGAUAUCAAACUGGGAAGUAAUGGAAAAGUUAAAAACAAUGUGCACCCCUCACCAAUUCACAUUGCUUCGAGUGGCAAAGAGUAACUUGGAAUUUGUUAGAUUUGAAGGUGAAGUGGAAAAUAAAUCACUAGUUUCUACAUUUGUUUCAAUGUUGGAUGGAAAACAUAUCAAAUUAUCUGGGUUUUCGGGCUUGCUCAAGGUGACAUGUGGAGAAAGCAAAAUACCAUUUCCAUCUCGUCAUGACUGGGAUUCAUAUUUUCGUGAUUCAAAAGAUUAUGAUGAGACUCAGCCAGGAGAACGUCCAGACACAGUACACAUAAGCAAUAUACCCUGCAAAUUUUUUAUGCCAAAGAAUGGAUCCACAGUUAGCAAUGAAAUGGUGAUCCAGUGUUUUUUAACUUACGGUGAAAUAAGAAAUAUUGAUAUUCCUAUGUUGGAUCCAUACAGGACUGAUGUUCAGUCUGCUGUUCCGUCAAAUUUUCAAACAUUUUCAUAUGGAUCACGAUUGAAUUUCGAAGUAUAUAUUCAAUAUAAAGAAUAUAUUGGUUUUGCAAAAUGUAUGGAUACUUUUCGUGGAAAGAAAAUUGUUUUAAAAGAAUCAGACGGCAAGGCAAUAGCUGCUACAGUCAAGGUUGAUUUUGACAAGACUAAACAUCUUUCUGCAAAAUCUAUCGAUCGUAGACUUCAAGAAAAAAAGAAAAUCGAAAAAUUACAGAAAGAAAGGGAAAGACAAAAGAGAAAGGAAAAAGAAUUGGAAGAAAGGAAAAUACUUGCUGAAAAAAUGAAAGAAUUGGAAAAACUGAAAGAGCAAGAGGAUAGACGGAGGAGAAGAGAGGAAAAAAGAAGAAAGAAACAAGAAGAGAAACGAGCACAAGAAGAAGCUGCAAAACUUGCAAAACGUAUAGCUCUUGAAGAAAGAAAAUUAUUGAUUGCUCAAAGAAAAUUAGAAAGUAUUCGCUUACUCAGUGAAUUGCUUGACAGAGUAAAGUCUGUUGCCCAACAAGCUGAAGUAGAAAGGUUGGAGAGAGAAAUAGCGAAGAAGGCAGAAGAAGAGAGAAAAAGGAAAGAAGAAGAGGAAAGUAAAAGGAAAGAAAAAAAUUUGAAACGAAAGCUGAAAUUGGAAAAGAAGGAAGCUGAAAUAAAGGAUCGACUGGAACAAAGAAAAAGAGAGGAUGAUUUCAGAAAAGAUCAGAAACGAAGAAAACAAGCAAUCAAACGUUUACAUUCUGGUGAUCAGUUAAUGUCCACUGUGGUCAAGUCAUCAAGUCCAAAUGAGAAGAGAUGAAAUAUCAGGGACUGACCAGUCAUGAAAGAUUUCGGUUUGUUAGUGCGUGUAUACACCGAAUGAUGCAAUAGCCUGAAUUAAUAUUGACGGUUGUUGGCGAACUUAUUUUGAUCACUGUUUCAGCUUGAAGAAAAUAUGACUGUUGUUGAAUCAAGCUUUUUUUUGAAUAUUGCACCCAAUUUUGACACUGCCUUUUUAUAUUACUUCUUUGUGAUAUGGUUAUUUAUUCACUUUUUCAAUUGCGUUUUUUGUCUCGUGCAUUUUUUUAUAUCACUCUGAAAAUCAUUCGGCUAUUGAUAUAUUUUUACACCAUGAAAAUAUUCCCAUAUUUUGAUGGCAUUGAGGGCUUUCGAUUGGAAAAGGAUAAUGUAAAAAAAACGCUUAAAUCUUUGAGACUGUAAAAUUAAUUCACUCAGUUUCUGAACGUUGCAAGUUUUGCGAAAUAUGUGUAUGGGUUAAUUCGACUCCCUGAUGUGAUUUUCUCAGGUUUUAUGUCCAUUUACUGGUAGAAUUUGGACUCUUUUAAAUUUUUUUUCAUCUAUAUGGUCGUUUAAGAUGGGUUUGGUUGGGGACUGUCAGGCGGUUUGCUCUGUGGUUGUGUAUCAGCGAGAUCUGGACGUAUCAUGUUUCCUGGCUGUCCUAAAAAAUGGGUCAUCUAUCAUUAUCCUAUUGUUGCUAAAUUACUUCUGUUGCAAAUUUUCAACACUUCUCUAUGAAUUUAUAUCAAAAUCACUGUGUUCGUUUCAUCAUAUUUCAAGCAACCAUUCUCUGUGUUUUGUAGUAGCUUGGCAGUAAAAUCAAUUUAAUGAA
This is a messenger RNA of Styela clava, 2382 nucleotides long. Its product is annotated as A-kinase anchor protein 17A-like. Lineage: Eukaryota; Metazoa; Chordata; Ascidiacea; Stolidobranchia; Styelidae. The record is from RefSeq and is a predicted model, not a curated record.